CGCCAGGAACUCAAAGGCUACUCGUGCUCUGACGCUGGGUUAAUACAGCUUAGAAACCUAGUCCAAUUACCAUGAAGAGCGGAGGAGAAAUCAAACUGAAGAGAAAGAGCUUAAAGUGAAUGUGAACAGGGAGACAAAACAGCAUGCACAGAGAUGCGCGCGACGCACUUGCGGGAUCCGUGUUCAGAGCGAGAUAGACUUUUCUAAUCUUAUCUUUAAGCCGUUUGUUAUUACUCCACUAAAAGGCUACGACUGUGAUUUCCUUCAUCAGAUUAGACUUUUCUGGGACUAUCCUUUGCAGCUCGGUCCUUAUCAUGGAGACCUAUACGGACGUCUUGCUAGUCACUGCAAACGUUGGAUCACUGUUUGACAAUGUGGGUGAGAUUGAAAAAGACUGGCUGCGAGAGCUCUUCACGACGGUGCACAGGUACAAGCCAUGCUUCGUCGCCCUACACUUUCAGGAAGUCGGUGGAAAGGACUAUAUGGUUAAUAUGGGCCACGCAGAAAACUUCUUCUGGACCGUGGAGUCCAGCUCUGAGAUGAAAGACUUUGACAGAGUUUGUGUCUAUGUAGACAGUCAUUUCAAGGCAGCUGACAGUUUCACGGCUCUGGGAAGCAUGUAUUUCAUCCACAAGUCACUGAAAAAUAUCCAACAAUAUGACUUCAAUGCUAAGGAGUUUAAAACAGUAUCGGGGCACAACAUGUACGUGGGCUCCCUGGAGGGAGUAACAACGGUGGAAAAGGAGAAAUUCCCGAAGAAUUUCUGGCCAGAUUUCAAGUGGUCCAGAAAAGGCUAUAUGAGGACACGGUGGAUCAUUCACAACCAAGGUUUAGACCUGGUGAAUGUUCACCUGUUUCACGAUGCCUCCAACCUCAUAGCCUGCAACUCUAGUCCAUCAGUGUAUUCUGCAAACCGCGAGAAAGCUUUCAGAUAUGUCAUCAACAGGAUAUCAGAGAGCAGCUACUGUCCUCACCCCUUCUUUCUGUUUGGAGAUUUUAAUUUCCGGCUUGACACACUCAGUCUAGUGCAGAAUCUCUCCAUGUCUGCGGAUAUCCAGAGAGUUAAAAAAGACAGUACCGAUGAGGUGGAAAAGAUCAUUUGUGAAGAGAAAGACAAUGACCGCAAGGUCCUACUUCAGAUAGAGACCAAGUUAUUUGACUACUUGCACGAGGCCGUGUUCAGAGAAAAUGACGGAAAAGAGCUCCUGAAGUAUGAUAAGGAAAUGUCUGCAUUCCAUGAUGUCAUCGCAGAGGAGGAUAUCCAGUUUCCUCCGAGUUACCCGUACAGUGAAGACUACAGUAAACCUACACAAUACAUGAACACAAGAUGCCCAUCAUGGUGUGACCGCAUCCUAAUGUCCCACAGUGCGAGAGACAUCAUCCAUCGGAGUGAGGAGGGUGAGAGUGUUGUUUAUAACACACUGGGCUCUAACGUCUGCAUGGGGGACCACAAGCCUGUUUUCCUGUUUUUUACACUGAAGACGAUUGCACAUUGACACACAAUUGGGUGAAUCAAAGGGUUUCUGUGUUGUUGACAGCUGGACCAGUCAUUCCAUGGCUGUACAACAAGCACACGCUUAAUAAACAAACCUCUGCACAAACCAUUCAGAUGCAGAGCAAAACAGAGGACCCUGAAAUCUCCAACCGAAUUCAGUGGACUCACACCACAGGACCUGUUUAUAUUCCAACAGCUAUGUUCUCUGGUUAUAUUUUCAUCAUGUUUUGGAUUUCAGAACUUCACAAACUGCUCAAUGUGACAUCAGGAAUCUCUGAACAUGAAUACAUACUCGUGUACGUAGAGAAACAGUUCUCAAGUCACGUCUCGAAGCUCUUUACUCCUCACUUUUUACAAACAAUUAAGCUUUAGACUUUGCAUAGAGGAUGUAACAUCAUGCAAAUUGCAUGCUUUUCAAUUACAGCACAAUUUGUUUUCUUUUAUUUGUUAUUUUUAAAAGGAUUUGAAUACAAGUAGGCUGACAAUGACACCAUAUCCAAAUGCAAGCUGCUGUGACACACAAGCGUUGGCUUCUGUCUUAAUUCAUCAUCAUUUUUCUUUGACAGUCAUGUUCGGUUUCUUAUGUGUGCUGAGUGUAUGAGCGUGGUUUGACGCAGUAGUCUUUAAUAGGGAACAUUCUGGUAAAAAACUGAAUAAUUUACUCACCCGCAUGUCAUUCCAUACCUGUAUGACUUUCUUUCUUCUGUGGAACACAAUAGGAGACGUUACACAGAAUGUUCAGUCUCAGUGGAACAUUGGGGAAAAAAAAUGCAUUGAAAGUGUUGACUGGGGCUAACGUCUCUUGUUGUGUUCCAUGAAAGAAAAAGAGUCAUACUGGGUUGGAACAACAUUAGAGUGAGUAAAUGAUUCAAAUUUUCAUUUUUGGGUAAACUGUUCCUUUAAGUGUGUUUUUUUCACUUGCCUCAGCAGUUGUAGCUGUCAUCUUCUCUUAAGCUCCAGUCAUUGUCUCUGUGGGGUUGUUAGUCAGACUUUCGGAUCAAUAGAAUAUGUACAAGGACAGCAAGGGACAAGUUAAAAAGCCAUUAGCACUUGUGAAUUAUGGAAAUCCCACACAAAGUGUCCUGGCCUGGAAGCGCCCCUGACUUUUAAUUAGAGCACUAGUGCAGUGCCGAAUUAUAAUGUGGAUUGUAGCAUUCAGAGAUGUGUGUACAGUAUGUUUUUAACUUUUUCUAAUCCAUGAAGAGGUUUGUUUUAAUUUGGUUUGAAUUCCUGUGUUGGGUAUUUGGUAAUGGUAAAGAAUGACAGAUUACAGUGCAUUUUCAGUGCUAAAAUCAUAAAAAAAAGUUAUUUUAUUUCAUUAUUUUCUUUAACAAAGAAUAUGUACAUCAAAUAAUAUACAGUUGAUUCAGUGUAGUCCGUUGAAGCAAUUGUCUUGGUAAUGUGCUGUCCAUCAUGUACAUUUUCAGACCAAGUUUUUAUUUCCAGGACAAAUGCUCUUAGAGAAAUAAGCAUCUAAUACGCCUGUUUGGAAAUGAAUGCUGAUGUCAGUUAAUAUAUUAGAACCAAACCACUUAAAGGUGAAGUGUGUAAUUUCUGUGCCACUAGAGUCACCAAAUGCAGUCACAAAAAAACAUUUAUGUUUUCAAACAGGUUUCCCAAACACUCCCCCUAUCUGCCAUAGGUCUUACAAAAAUUUGUUUGGGAACUGAUAACUGGUUCUUAUCCGGAACUGGAUCCAUUUUUGUUUUUUACAAAUGCAGAAACCAAGUAAAUUUCAUAUCUUUCAGUUCUAUCAGGAAGACUCACUGACUUGAGCGAAAAUUAAGAUGACAUUUAUUUGAUGAAUAUAAAACAGAAAAGUAAUGUCUCUCUUUGGCGUAAACCCUGUCUGGCAGUCCGAAGGAGUUGUACUCGGAACCGUCAUAUCCUGCCCCCGUGCAGGACGGGACUCAACUGGUGGUGGUGGGGUGGUGGAGGUUGCCGUGUUAGCACACUGAAACAGCAAUGUGAUAGAUUGUGAGCAGACUUAUAAAGCAAUGGCUUACAUGUGAUUGGCUUGGAGUUACCUAGCUAAUGGUACAAUGAUGUACAGCUGCUAGUCUUCCCGCUAGAACUACAGUGUGCUUAAAUUUCUGUUAGUGGUUCUUGAAUGUGCAUGUUUCCACCAAUGUGGAUAGAACAGCGUACUAAAAUACUCUGACAGUGUUUAUUGCUGUGCUAUUCUGCAUUAGUGCUGCCUCUCUACUGAAUCUACAGCAGGAAACACACAGUGUGUCCAGUACAGUCCAGUUCCUGUACGAUUUACUCUUAUGAGCAAUUUUUAUGAAUAUAGAGUGCAAAAAACACAACUCAAACAGUGUAGUCCGAUUCCCAUACAAAUGAGUCGAUUCUUUUGAAUCUACAGCACAAAACACAGUGCGACCAGUGUUGUCCAAUCCCGAACAACUGACUCUUUAAGCCGUUUCUUAUUAAUCUACAUCAUGAAACACCGAACACUACAAGUGAAGUAUGUUUUUAAUUGUAUUGACUCUUAUAUAAAUGUCUUAUUAAUAUACAUUUCAAAACACAAUGUUACAAUAAAGUGUUGUACGCUUUCCAAACAAAUUACAUUUAUGAGCCGGUUCUAUAAAAUCUACUGUUCAAAACAUACAGUGUUACCAGUGUAGACCAGUUCCCAAACUAAUGACUCUUAUGAGUAUUUUCUUUUGAAUCUAGAGCGCAAAACAAACAAUGCUAGAGGUGUUGUACACUUUCCGAACAAUUGACUCUUAUGAGCCGGUUCUUCAGAAUCUACAGCGUGAAACAUACAGGGCAACCAGUGUAGUCUGAUUCCCAAACAAUGGACUCUUUUGUUCUAGUUAUUUUUAAUGAAUCAAAAACAUUGUAAAUAAAUGUUAGCAAUUUUUUUUUAUAGAAUAUUGAAUAUAGAGUACACUCAAAAAAUGAAGCCAUUACCCUUAAUUGAAUUUGAAAAAGUUUUUAAACACAAUUUUAUUUAGUACAUUCAUAUUAAGUCAGUUCAAUUCAAAAUAGAUCAAUAAAGUGUUCUAUUUUUAUUAGGAUCAAACUCAAUUUAAUGAUGUUUAUUGUAAUUAAUAUUCUUAUGUUGGUACAACUUAAUUUAUGUUACUAAUAAUUAGUACAUGUCAGGCGAGCAAGUGUAAGGACAAUGAAAUUGUUGCACUGUCAAUUUGAUAGCAGCUUCUUAUGGAGCUAAGCAGUACUUGAAUGCUCACUUGAAAGUGUAAGUUCAUCCUUAACCUAAGCACAAACAGCUUCACCGCAGUGAUAACCUCCAAAACUCCAGCCUUACAGAAACUCUAUUUAAAUACCAGUAUAAUAGAACAUUAAACAUUAACAAAUGUCCUAUUUUCAUCUGGCUCAAACAUGCAUAAAAUAGCACUUAAUUUCAAUAAUUGUUCACCCCAUCAAGUCCCACGUAGUGCCACAGAGACAUGUUGUUGUACAGUUUUCAGUGAUAUCCACCUGCAAAUAGCUUAUUUAUUCUUUUUUCUAUUAGGAGAAUAUUUUAACAUUGAAAUAUGUACACACUUCACCUUUAACAAGAUGUUGUUCUGACAACACGAUGAUGCUGUCUGAAAUAAUUUAGUCUUCACUGAAAACUGGUAGCUGUUUGUUUUAAUAUUGAUGUAAAUGAAUAUGUUUAGUUGCCCCUGAAUAGAUUGUUUUUUCUUGCAGUUUGAGAUUUAGUUUAGAAACAUUCAGCAUAAUCAUUUAAAACUAGAUGUGAUGUGCAUGUAGGAUUCUAUGUGGUUAUAUACUGGUGUGUAAAUUGCUUUAAGCAUAUCACAUAAAUUUGUCAUUUUUGUUUGGAUUGACUUGUAAAUACUCGACAGGCUGCAUAAUCUAUGCGUGAGGGUUAAAUUGUACGGCCCACCUGUCAAUAAUGGACUUGUUGUAGCUGAUUCAUGAUAUGGUCGACAUAAUUUACUGUUCUCGAGGGCAUCACUUCAAACUGUGCUUCAAUAGGAGGCAAUGGAGUCGGAAUUGGAAUGGCAUUGAUGUAAUUUAGCAUUUGCGAUUAUACAAAGAAACACUACAGUCUUACGAGAUGUAAUUUAUGUGUCUUUUAGAGCACUGUUAUUAGCAUGCUAAGUACAAAGUGUAUGUAGCCAUUCAUUUUUGCACUUGUUUUGGGGAGUUCAUUUGCAAUGUUUUCAAGAUGUUAGCAAAUGUAGAACACUGUAAAAAGGAGUUUCUUUAAUAGCAGCUGACAUUGCUUAUUUUGAUGUUAAACUUUUUAAAAGUCAUUUUUACCUUCUUUGUCUUUCUGACCUUUUCUAAUAAAUGUAACUUUGUGACAGAAAUGAGGUCAACCCCGAACCAAUGAAAAAUAGAAUAAUAUAUGUCAUAUAGUGUAUAUCCAUGCAGUGAGAAGAUGGAUUAUGGCGUGGUGUGAAAGUUUAAGAUUAAUGCUAACUGCAGGACCAGUGUGUCGAUACAGGUUCCAGACGCGCAUUGGGAAAUUAUGAGUUGUGAAAUGCUUUCAGUGUAAAUGCAUGAAGAAAUUUUAGAUGAACAACCAUAUUCAUACCACAGCCUGCAAAAUAUGAAAAUUGUUGACAUUGAUGAUCACAUUCUCCAUGACGAUUCUGUUUUCAUGAUAUUAUUUAAUAAUGUUAUUGUCCUAUUUAAUGCAGCUAUGCAGACACAGUCAAAUAUAUAUAUAAAUAUAUAUAUAGCAAAACUGCAUCAAAUUUUAUUGUAUAAUGUUCAAUCAAAUUAAAUUAACAAAACUUUAAAUAUUUAGGUUUUUAAAAUUAAAUUCAUUAAAGUAAAAUAGUACUUGAUGCAGUUUUGUUAUAAAAUUAAAAAUGCAUAAAUCUCUAAAAAAUAUAUAAUAUCUUUUGAGCGCACAAGCGUUUCUUGCGCUUCUAAGCGAUGGAAGUGCACAAUGUUUAAUACAGUGCCAAAUAUGACCAUCUUUUUUUCCUCUUCCUUUUACUCAGUUUUUCCCGCGGGAUGUCAGUAGUAAUGUAAAGCACAGUGGCGUUAGAUGCAGUAAGAUUGUUGCAGUGUUCUCUAGCUGUACCUCAGGUGCUGCUGAAAGUUGGAAUGGCCGAAAACGGUCUUGAGACCCCCUUAUUAUUACUUUCUGCAGCAAAAAUGAAUGUUUUUCUUAAAUAUGUAAUGUUAAAGUUUUGUUUCCUAAUAAAAUGUAUAUAUUAACA
Molecule: messenger RNA, 6648 nt
Organism: Xyrauchen texanus (razorback sucker)
Lineage: Eukaryota; Metazoa; Chordata; Actinopteri; Cypriniformes; Catostomidae
Product: inositol polyphosphate-5-phosphatase A-like
Exons: 16
Coding region: 315-1496 (393 amino acids)
Biological process (GO): phosphatidylinositol dephosphorylation
Molecular function (GO): inositol-polyphosphate 5-phosphatase activity
Source: RefSeq, a predicted model, not a curated record